This is a messenger RNA of Nilaparvata lugens (brown planthopper), 1578 nucleotides long. RefSeq lists its product as uncharacterized. The record is from RefSeq and is a predicted model, not a curated record. Gene Ontology annotation, molecular function: nucleic acid binding. Gene Ontology annotation, biological process: DNA integration. Lineage: Eukaryota; Metazoa; Arthropoda; Insecta; Hemiptera; Delphacidae. Bases 70 to 1245 code for a protein of 391 amino acids. The transcript is spliced from 2 exons.
UUGUUUCUCCAUGACGGUCUUCUGUUUAAAGACAAUUGUGUUGUUGUACCUAGAUCAUUGAGAAAGGAUAUGCUUGAAAGAAUCCAUUACAACCAUUUGGGAAUCAAUAAAUGUAAAGCUCGUGCCAGAGAAUGUUUAUAUUGGCCAGGUAUGUCUAAACAAAUUGAAGAUUUGAUUUCUAACUGUGACACAUGUCUGCAAUUUCAAGUGAGCAAUAGGAAAGAACCACUCAUUCCUAAAGAAAUACCCAGUGUUCCAUUUCAAGUUGUGGGCACAGAUUUGUUUCAUUUUCAGAAUAAUAAUUUUUUGCUGAUAAUUGACUACUUUAGUAAGUUUGUAGAUUUUUUCAAAUUAACGGAUUUGUCAAGUGAAACUACUAUCAUAGGUUUAAAGUCAUUUUUUGCUAGGUAUGGCAUUCCAAAAAUACUAUAUUCUGAUGGAGGUCCACAGUAUUCUAGUAGGCAAUUUAAAGACUUUCAAUCGAAAUGGGGCUUUGAUCAUGAAUUGUCCAGUCCACACUACCCACAAUCCAAUGGAAUGGUGGAACGACAUAUACAAACAGUUAAGAAAAUGUUGCGUAAGAGUAGUGUUAAUAAUAAGGAUCCAUAUUUGGCUCUCUUGGAGUAUCGCAAUACACCAAUAUCAGAAAGCUUACCUUCUCCAGCUGAAAUUUUGUUUAAACGGAAGCUCAAUGGGCUGCUGCCCUACUUUGCCCCCAAUAAAUUGCAAAUGUCAGGAGAGGAAAUAAAAAAUAAGUUGCAGGAUAGACAAGACAAGCAAAAAUUUUAUUUUGACAAGAGUGCUAGGAAGGGUAGGAGUUAUGGAGCAUUGGAAAAUGUUUUUAUUCCAGAUAAGCAAAAUAAACUAGUACAUGCCCAAGUUGUAGGUGAACACAAACACCCUCGCUCAUAUAAUAUCAAAUUGGAAAAUGGAAAUGUAGUUAGGAGAAAUACCCGUCACAUUCAUAGAGGUUCUGGCACUUAUCCAUUUGCUGUAAAGCAUUCUAUGACUGGUUUCAAUUUAGGAGAGUAUGAACACUUGGCAGGGGAAAAUGAUGUAAGAAAUGAUAGACAAGAUAGACUGGCUGAUAGGGAAAAUGAUUUGGCAAUAAGGAACCAAGGUAAUGAUGUUCGUGAAAGGGGAAAUGAUAUGGUAAUAGGAAACAGGAAUAAUGGUGGAAGGACCAUUUCUAGGUCAGGUAGAGAAAUAAGAAGGCCAAGGUACUUUGAUGAUUAUGUUGAAUAGAUGAUAAGGACUAGUAAUAGAAAAGAACUUGAUUCAAGAUUAUGAUUUUGGUAAAAGUGUGAUUACAUGUAAAAGUAAAGUAUUAUGAUUUGUUCUGUUAAAAAAAAAAAAAAAAAAAGGGGGAUGUCAUAAAUAUGUUGUGUAUCGAUUAUACAUUAAGAAUCGACCGAUCGAUAUAGUCCAGAGAUUGAUUAUCGAAAUAGACUAGAGAGGUUAGACAGAAAUGUGGUCGGCUAGUAGAAGGUUGUCUCAAUAAUGUUUUCAUGUUCAAGAAGAAAUUAAUAAAUGUUAUUGUGCUAAAAUGAAGUUUUAUUUAUAAUACCAACAGUUAUU